UUCAAUACAUACUCAAAACGCCUGAAGUUUGACCUGUUAAAUCUCUUAAUACGUCUAUUUCUUUUCAGAAGUUCCACGGCCUGGAUAUGUCCUUCAUAUUUGACUGGAUUUAUAGUGGUUUCAGUAGCGUUCUGCAGUUCCUGGGGCUGUACAAGAAGUCUGGCAAGUUAGUAUUCCUCGGUCUGGACAAUGCUGGCAAAACGACGCUGCUGCAUAUGCUCAAAGACGACAGACUGGGUCAGCAUGUGCCAACCUUACACCCCACCUCCGAGGAGCUGACGAUUGCUGGCAUGACCUUCACCACGUUCGAUCUGGGUGGCCACGCUCAGGCUCGACGAGUGUGGAAGAACUACCUCCCAGCCAUCAACGGCAUCGUCUUCCUGGUGGACUGCGCCGAUCUCACCAGACUGACCGCGUGCGUGUCUGAGUGCGUGCGUGUCUGA
This is a messenger RNA of Sinocyclocheilus grahami, 443 nucleotides long. Its product is annotated as GTP-binding protein SAR1b-like. The record is from RefSeq and is a predicted model, not a curated record. NCBI's taxonomy places the organism in Eukaryota, Metazoa, Chordata, Actinopteri, Cypriniformes, Cyprinidae. Gene Ontology annotation, molecular function: GTP binding; GTPase activity. The coding region runs from base 87 to 443 and encodes 118 amino acids. The transcript is spliced from 4 exons. Gene Ontology annotation, biological process: intracellular protein transport.